This is a messenger RNA of Rhizophagus irregularis DAOM 181602=DAOM 197198, 3603 nucleotides long. The record is from RefSeq and is a predicted model, not a curated record. NCBI's taxonomy places the organism in Eukaryota, Fungi, Glomeromycota, Glomeromycetes, Glomerales, Glomeraceae.
AUGGAUCCCGAAAAAAUUGAAUCUCCAGAAGAUACUAGACUUCCAAUUGCGGAUCAUGGUUUUGAUGAUAGUACGAAAGUACAAAUGGAAGCGACUGAUAAUGAGGAUGAAAAAAAUAAGGAAAAACAUAGGGAAUCAAUUGAUCGUAUUUUUGUUUCUCAAUACAUCAAUGAUACUGACAAUGAAGCUUAUGUUGUAACUUAUAGUAAAGAAAAUAAUUCAGUUCUUGGAUGGUAUGUUAAUAUUGAAAAGAAUAAGCAUAUUCAACCCAAAUCCGAUGUUUAUUUUCAGUUAGUAGAUCGACUCAAAAAGUCCUACUAUAUAAAGUCAUAUAUUCUAUGCAAGAAAAUUUUGUUAUUUUUUUAUUGGGGUGAGGAAGACGGUGAUAACUAUUGUCUUAUUGAUUUAAAUAGUAAUCCUCUUAGUAAUCGAUAUCUUGAACUAAAGUGUCCCUAUUCCCUUACUGAAUAUAACUAUGUACCUCCCAAGCAAGAUAUUGGAUUCCUUCCUAAUGGUGAUUUAAUUCAAGUAACAAUAAAAGAUCGCAAAAUUUGCAAGUUCUGUUUUACAAAUAAGCCAAAUAAAACAGUUUCUUGGGAAUAUUCUCAUAUUUAUGAUAUAGAAAUUCAUGACUUAUCGGGUUGUCUUAUAUGUCAAUCAAAGUUAUUUCUUUUUUUACGAAAUUCUGAAACGUUAAUACUUCAAUUUAAUUUAUCGACAAUGACCUUAGAUAACCAAUACAAUAUACUAGAUACUCAACCGUUGAGGUAUACUUUUCAAGCAAUUGCGAAUAAAAAUCAAACAUUAUGGGCGACAGAUAUUUUUUCAGGUAUUCGGAUAUUUUCAAUGGAAAGUGGGAUGAUAUAUUCACGUGAAAAUCUUUACUAUCACGAAGUUCCAGUAAAAUUCAUAACUUUAAAAUAUGGUUUGGAAGGAUUAAUAGUUAAGGUUUUAAAAGAAAAUAAAUAUAGGCUUAUCGAUCCUUAUCAGCCUUCUAAUGUAAUAGAUAUUACUGGUGAUAUUGGAAAUAUGAAUGAUUUUAAUAAGAAGAAUGUGAUAACUAAAUUAAAUAAAAAAGUUUCCAUUGACAAUAAUAAUAAUGUUUGUGUCACAGAUUGGUUAGAUGAAAGUAGAUUACAACAAUUAACAAACAUAUCGAACAAGAUUGACCAAGAUAGUAGUAUUUACUCUUUUUCUACUUUAAAAUUUAUUCAAGAAAUGCUUAAGGAUAUCAUCGAAAAGGGCAUUGAUAGGGUUAUACCAGAAGGUGGGGUUCGAAUAGAACAUGAGGUUAAUGAAAAGGAAUGGUUCCUAGAGAGAUAUGAGUAUGAGGAUCAUAUAAAAGUCAGUAAGCAUGGGGAUCGUGGUACAUCAUACAUUUUUAAUCUUAGGUCUUAUAUACUUUCAUUUAAAUUAUUAAAUAACCGGUAUUUGGUACUAAUUAAGGGGAGUGGAAUCAAUAUUUAUAACAUUGAAGAUAUGAGAUGUCAAUACAUUUGGAGUAAUAAUGAAUGGAAUGAUAUUAGAGAAAAAAUUGAAAAUAUUUUAUAUUUUGAACAAAUAGAUAAUAACGAUAUUAAACUAAUUAAUUACCACUUUAAAAAACUUCUAGAUAAUGAAUUUAAUGAUUAUAGAUCUUCAAUACCAUUAUCGAGUAUAAAAGAUUUAUAUAGUGAUAAUAUUAUAAAUGAUACAAUAGGAUUAUCAAAAUUUGGAUCAGAACUUUUGAAAUUAUGGAAUGAAAACGAUACUACUUUUGGAUGGGAGAAUAUUUUUAAACCAAUGGUUAUAAAAAUUAUAAACGAUAGAAAGUUAUUUAUAAAAUUUGGAUCAGAAAUAUUAAAAAUAACCAUUAAGAAAAAUUAUGAUGAUAUUGUUCAACAAAUUAUUGAUAAAAUUAUUGAAUCAAUUACAAGUAAUUCAGGAGAUUACAAAAACACAUUGUUGCCUUUUAUUAGUUUAAAUUUGCCUGAAUUAUGUCAAAACUGUUAUUCUGAUUUCUUAAUUAAAUAUAUGGCAUACACAUCUAUUAUGUUAUCUCCUAAUUGUAAUUCCAUUAGUAGUUCAAGAGAUACUUCACUUAACUCAUACUUAAAUAAUUGCAUUAUAAAAUCACAUCUGGGUAGUAAUUACUUUAAGUCUAUAUCUUCAUUAUAUGAUCGAUAUUUAAAUAAGUCACAGAAAGAAACCAGAACAAUCAGUCUCAUUGUUCCUUUUCCUCAAAUUUUUUGUGAAUACCAAGAUGACACCGAUACCACAAUACUAAAAAAAAUGAUUACAGGACUAAAAACAAUCAUGAUGGUACCAAAAAAGAAUAAUAUUUGGAAUGAAUUUUUAUAUAAACCAAAAAAGAUUCUUUUUUGUAAUAUAGAUAGUAAUAAUUUAUAUAAUUGGUGGAAUUUUGCUGCGAUCAUAGACUUUAAGUGGAAAACUUUUGGAUGGAUUUACUAUUCUUUUAUUUGGGUUAUCUAUACAAUUUUUUAUAUUUGCUAUACACUAGCUUCUACAGCAUUGUCCAUUGCUGAUUUUUAUCGUGGUUCACUUUACAAAAUUACAAUUAUAUUUGGCAUCAUACAAUUAUCUUUUGAAAUUCGACAGUGUCUAUGGAGACCAAAAAAAUAUUUCACUGAUCUAUGGAAUUUAUUUGAUGUAGGGGCUUAUUCAUUACCCGUUAUAAUAUCUCUUUAUUGGUUUAUCAGUAAAAAUCCACCCCAUUGGCUUAUGGCUAUAUCUUUUAUAUUAUUAAGUUUUAAAUUCUUAUUAUUUUUUAGAGUAUUUAGUUCGUUUGGAAAAUAUUUUGCCAUAAUAAUUGGUGUUGCCCAAACAGUUUUUCCAUUUUUGGUGGUCUUAUUUUUUAUUAUACUUGGAUUUGCUCAAGCAUUUUUUAUUAUUCUAAGAUCAAUUGAAGUUAAUGAUGAUAACGAUCCACAGAACCUUGUAACUAAAUAUGAUUUUGUUAAUUCAGAUGGAACUAUAAAUAAUAUAAUUCAACCUUCAGAUUCAAAUACAAAUUUGUUUAAUUGGUUUCCUACUUCACUUUUAGCUGUUUAUAAAAUGCUUACUGGUGAUUCUGGAUCUUUAUCAUCAUGGACUUUUCGUGAAAAUCCCACAAUGACAUUUUUAUUAGUUGCUUUUACAUUUUUCACUGUAAUCUAUCUUAUGAAUUUAUUUAUUGGAUUGCUUAACAUAGCAAUUGCUGAUUAUAACAAAGAAGAAGAAUUUUUACUUCAAAAAGCACAGAUUAUUGCAGAGAUUGAAUUAUUCUAUAUGUUACCAAGUCAGAGACGUGAUAACAAAGAAUGGUUUCCAGAUUGGAUUUAUUAUGAUAUGCCUGUUUCCGAAGUUCGUAAAUUAAUUAAUGCAAUUGAUAAUAAUAAGGCUGAUUUUAAUUAUCCUCCGUUUAUCAGUAAUGAGUUGAGAAGUUUAGUAGCAAUUAAGGAUAAAUAUAGGGAAGAAAAAUUGAAUGAAACAAAAAAUGAACUUAUAAAUGAACUCAAAAAACAUAUUCAAGAAGUAUUAGAAAAUAAUGCUAAAAAGGAUAAGGCUAAUGCUAACGAUGAAGUUGUUGAAAAAAAAGAAAAUGACGAUCAAAUUGAUGAAUGA